Messenger RNA from Stereum hirsutum FP-91666 SS1, 4050 nucleotides. RefSeq lists its product as uncharacterized. NCBI's taxonomy places the organism in Eukaryota, Fungi, Basidiomycota, Agaricomycetes, Russulales, Stereaceae. The transcript has 12 exons. Bases 1 to 3621 code for a protein of 1206 amino acids. The record is from RefSeq and is a predicted model, not a curated record.
AUGUCACGCUUUGCGCCCAUACGGGCCUCUACACCACCAAAGUCAACACGAUCACAAUCUACAACUAUCACCGCGCCCACCGUCGCACCAUCAACCCAUUCCCGCUCGUCCGCCGUCUCCGCCCCGGAGCUCUCUAGCCUCACCCCAGACCAGAUCGACUUCAUCGAAGCCGUCAUCUCUCGUGCAUCGCCCUCUGCAACCACAUUCCUAACCGUCUUCAAGGCCUAUAACGAUGUGCUGAACGAUAGGGGCCUCGACCCUGCGAACGAAGUCGUGUAUUACGGGAAACUGCUGAAGCUGGGGACGUUGAAGGGAAAGAACUGGGGCGAUAAGUGGGACAGCGUGAAGGAGAGGUGCGGAUACGUCUCUUCUGCUGCUAAGGCUGCCCCCAAGAAGCCAGCUCCUUCUGGGCCGGUGCGUGCGAAGGCACAUCCUGCGCAACCCUCCACUUCCAAGCUUCCCCUGUCUAAACCGAAUGCUGUCGCUGGCUACGGUCGAGGGGGGCGCCCGGCAGAGACUAAGAUGGUACAGUCUUCUGCGGGCAGACUACUCUUGAGAUUGCGGAAUCUCCAGCAUCAUCGACAGGACAGCGACCAUACAGAACCAUCUGUGAUUGACGGUACGGAUGCGACGCCAACCGAGGUCACAGACGAAACAGACGUAAUCCCUCCUCGCUACCAACAUCCUCGCGCCGCUCCCAAACCUAUAGCACACACACCAGCCACAACAUCAGCCUUCACAUCUACAUUCGACUCCAUGACACCGUCGAGCUACCCUCUACCGCCACAUCAUAGACCUCCUCCGCGAUGGCCUUCUCCCGACACUGAUACAUUUGAUGACACCGCGCCUUCUGUGUCCACCAAGCCACCAUCAUAUAAGACUACCGCCCGCGAUAUCAAAGCCCCUCUUGUCGCACCGCGAGCUAUCCCUGCUGCACAAACACAUACACGAACACGAUCGUACGCCCCUCCCAUCACAUCACUACCACCGAAAGCCCCCAGGACACCACCGCCUCUUCAUAAACGAGGAAGCGCUAUCAACGAGGAUGAGGCAUGGAAUAAGGUCAAGAUGAUGCAGGACGAGAAGGAGGCGGAUCGGUUUAGGGAGGAGAAACUCGUCGAGCGCUGCUGGGAUGUUUGGAAGCAAGGUUAUGAUUGGAUAGUCACCACGAGCGAACAAAUCAGCCAAGCCCGCGACACCCUCCUACUCCGCCUGGCCAUCCAGAAAUGGCGCCAACGUCUCCAAGCUCUCCGCGACCUCUCUUCCCGUGUCGAAAUUCUACACUCCCAGCGCGUCCUCAGUCAAUGUCUCGUCUUCUGGAACCACAAACUCAAGGUCAAGCAAAGAAAUGACCGGCACAACGAUAUGCGCGCCAAGAUGAAACUUGUGCGCCAAUCGCGUGAGUCCAAGAUCACGAAAGAUGCAUGGGCGAAGUGGAGACGAAUGCACCAGUCGAGGUUGGGCGAUCAACAUUACGAGGAGUGGGUCGUUAGGAGGUUUUUUGGGGUGUGGAAGAGGAAGUUGGCUGCUGUGGAUGGGUUGGAGGGCAGGCUGGAGGAAUUUAGGAAGAGGAGGGAUGGGGAGUUAGCUAGCAAGGCUUUGGAGGUUUGGAAGAGAAGCACGGAGCUGAGGGUGAUGGAGGGUACGGUGGCGAGUACUGUGGCGAGAAGGAUGGUAAAAGAUGUUUUGGAGGUUUGGAAGAGGCGCAUGUCAAACUAUCAGAAAGCUGAAGAGUUCCACGAGUCCCUCAUUUUGAAGGGUGCUAUGAGGACGUGGAAGGCCUCACAAGGAAAGAUCCGGGCUUUGGAGCGUCGUGCGGACAAGCACUUGGCCCGCCAGGACGAUGUGCUCGUCCGGGCUCUGACUAGGAUUUGGAAAGCGCGUGAACGUGGACAGCUGCUGCAGAGAGUGAGAUCCAUGCGUUUGCUUCGGCAGGCAUGGGCAGUAUGGAUACAGCGCAUCCGGACAAAUCAAGAACGGGAAGAAAAAGCAUUUGCAUUCUCCCUCCGCGCCAACUCAGCCCUUGCCACAAACUCCCUUCGCGUCUGGAACCAGCAUCUUACUACUCACCGUAACGCUUACGCUUUCGCCGUCCAGUACCACAGCGUGCAAGUACAAUACAGGACGCUCUUCCAGUGGAGAGUGAAGUUGAGGGAAAAGUUCAAGCUGGUGAAGCAGGCCAAGAUGGCGGAGAAAUUUUUUGUCCAGAAGAAGGCAUGGACGGCCAUGAAGGCGAAACUGGAGGAAAGAAGGAGGGAGAGGAAGCUCAACGAAUGGGAGAAGGAGAGGACCAAGAAGGUGUUCGUGGGAUGGCUUCAGAAAGCACUACGACAGCGGCAGCAUCGUCUAGCUGAGCAGGAGUUGCGAGCCCGAUUCGAGGCGAGUACGAAGAAGAAUGUUCUUACCAAGUGGACAAACCGCGUCAUCGAGCUCAAAUUGCGCGAACUCGACGUCGCGCAGAAAGCGGACAAGAUGAUCGUCAAUUCUGCCUUUAUGAAAUGGAAAUGUGUUUGCAUCCGACACGUCGAAGAGCUCAGUCUCAUGGAGAGCUAUCAAGAUGUCAAGCGCGAGGAAAACAUGCGUCGCAUGUUCUAUAAGUGGCUCACAGCAGCUCGGACGGCUAGACAUCGACGCGUGGUCUUGCAAGAGAAAGAGCAAGAGAUGAAACGAUACAUGCUCGCGUCUGCCUGGGAUAGGUGGAGAGGGGCCUAUAAGACCGAGAAGCUUCGUCCUGUGGAACGCAUGUUUACGCUUCAGAACCAGAACGCUCUCAUGUACAGGGGUUUCGUUACUUGGCAUGCUAAAACGAAGUCAUUGCCGGCAGUUCGUUUCCAUGCAUCGAAUACGAAAGCGAAGUUUUGGAAGGUGUGGCGAGACGCUAUGCCUCGCGCUCUUCAAGCCAAGAAAGCCCGCGAGAUGGACAAGAAGGCCACAUUAUCCAAAGCUUUGGAGAAAUGGAUUCAAGCACAUCGGACCAAAAUCGCUCUAAGAGCUGUGGCUCGUGCACGCUACAUGCGUUUGCCCACCGCCGCUCCCCGUCCAGUAACCUCCGCCUUAUCACGCCCUCUACCACAACCCUCUUCAUCCCGCGUCUUAGUUCGCCCCCGCGCUCGCCCUCCCAGUCCCGAUCCUACAACAGAAGUCGAAACCGACGCUGACAAUCCUCCUCAUCCUCUUCACCGCCCCGUUACCGCAUCCGCUCCCAUUCCCACUCAUAUCCGUGGUCCGAGCACUGCAAGAUCCAAACCGCCCGGCUCUCGUACUGGUAUCGCUAGUCUUCUUUCCUCCCGCCCUCAUAACACCGGCCUUUCUAAACUUAGCAAAGACAGGGAUCGCGACUCGAGUCCGACGCGCGAUAGGCCGAGGUUCACGACUAGGAGCGUCGUCAGUGGUGGGACAAGAAAUUCAAGUCCGACGAAAAUGGGGAGGGAUUUGAGUCCGACGAGAACGGCGCCGGUGAUGGGGCCUGGGUCGGUGGACACUAUGUCUGAAGCAGGCGGUGGCGGUGGUGGUCGCGCUGUGAGGGCAAGAGGGAGUUUGUGGACGGAGUUGAAGGAUAUACAGAGGAAGUCGAGGACGCCGACCGUGAGGAGCUUCAGGUCGACGCCGGACCCGCCGUAGUGGUCAUAUAAGUUUUUUCUUGCUUGUGGAUUCGUUUCGUUUUGAUUUUCUCCCUUGAUUUAUGUUUGUUUGCUUUUCUUUGUCUCCUAAUUUUCUCGUUUUCUGUGGGAUAUCCCCUCCUCUCUGCUUUUCCCUUCCUCUAUGUCCUCCUCCCCUUUCUUCUUCUUCUUCACCUUCGUGGCUAUCUUUCCCUCGCAAGGCAUGUUUGCGAGUUUUUUUAAUUUCAUGUAACGUCCCCGAUUUCUCCUUGUCCAUGUCGGGGACUGUCAACUUGAAUGUGUUAGUCUCUCUGGUCUUGAUUGUUGUAAACUGGGCAUUUGUACGAUGUGGCGAUCUCCACCUGCAUUUAUUUACAAGUAACUUAUGGUCUGGGCUUGGCUAUCCUCCAUCUAUAUCCCAUAUUUUGAGUCUCUCAUACAACCACAUCAC